This is a messenger RNA of Botrytis fragariae, 1461 nucleotides long. RefSeq names its product putative alanine aminotransferase protein. Gene Ontology annotation, biological process: biosynthetic process. The coding region runs from base 1 to 1461 and encodes 486 amino acids. The transcript has 2 exons. NCBI's taxonomy places the organism in Eukaryota, Fungi, Ascomycota, Leotiomycetes, Helotiales, Sclerotiniaceae. The record is from RefSeq and is a predicted model, not a curated record. Gene Ontology annotation, molecular function: L-alanine:2-oxoglutarate transaminase activity; pyridoxal phosphate binding.
AUGUCCACCACUACCACUCUCCGCAGUCUGAACAUCAACAACAUCAACCCACACGUCAAAGAAGCCAAGUAUGCUGUACGUGGAGCCCUCGCUGUUAAAUCAGAAGAAUACAGAGCCAAGCUCGCAAAGGGCGAUAAGGAUCUCCCAUUCGAUACAGUCAUAAGUGCCAAUAUUGGAAAUCCGCAACAACUGGAUCAAAAACCUAUUACUUUCUUCAGACAAGUCUUGAGUUUACUUGAAUACCCACCGUUAUUGGAAAAGGAAGAUGUAUUGUUAAAUGAGUUGGGCUACAAGAAGGAUGUCAUAGAGAGAGCGAGGUGGUUAUUGAAGGAAGUUGGAAGCGUGGGUGCCUAUAGUGCCAGUGCGGGUGCGACGGGAAUCAAAGAUAGUGUGGCUAGAUUUAUUGAGAAUCGAGAUGGAUUCCCCGCAGAUCCAAAGGAUAUCUACCUCUCCGCCGGUGCCUCCGCUGGAGUGAAUACCCUCCUCCACAUAAUCUGUGCCGGUCCCAAUACAGGUGUUCUAGUACCCAUCCCACAAUAUCCUUUAUAUACCGCCUCCCUCUCCGUCCUCAAUGCAAAAUGCGUCCCCUACUACCUCGACGAAGCUCGCAACUGGGGUACAGACCUCCAGGCCAUAAAAGAUGCAUAUGCCGCCGCUGUCGAAGAAGGAACUGAUGUCCGCGCCAUCGUCAUCAUCAACCCCGGUAACCCAACUGGUGCAAGUCUUCCACUCCAAGAUAUCGAAGCAGUCAUCAAAUUCGCCGCCGAGAAAAAAUUGGUUGUGAUGGCAGAUGAAGUAUACCAAACCAAUGUUUUCAAAGGAAAGUUCCACUCUUUCAAACAAGUUCUCCGCGAUCUCCAAUCCAAAACUCCAGAGAAAUACGACAAUGUUGAACUCGCUUCUCUGCAUAGUAUUUCGAAAGGCAUGGUUGGCGAAUGCGGACAUCGAGGUGGAUAUUUUGAACUGUGUGGAUUUGAUCCAGAAGUCGUAGAACAGAUAUACAAAUUCGUCAGUAUAAGUUUAUGCGCACCAGUUAUUGGACAGUGUCUUGUCGAACUCAUGGUAAACCCUCCAAAACAAGGCGAACCAUCCUACGAACUCUACAAACAAGAAUACGAUGGCAUCUUUUCCGGACUUCAAAAACGCGCAACGGCUCUUUACGAAGCAUUCAAGCAAAUGGAAGGCGUAGAGUGCCAAGAACCUCAAGGAAGUAUGUAUUUGUUCCCAACAAUCCAUGUUCCAGAAAAGGCGGUGGAGGCUGCGAAGAAAGAGGGCAUGGGCCCGGAUGAAUAUUACUGUCAUAAAUUACUUGAGGCCACGGGUGUUUGCGUAGUACCUGGAAGUGGUUUCGGUCAAAGAGAAAACACACUUCACUUCAGGACGACAUUUUUGGCGCCGGGUACAGAAUGGGUGGGCAGAAUCACAAAGUUCCACGAGGGAUUUAUGAGAGAGUUCAGAUAG